This is a messenger RNA of Balaenoptera acutorostrata (minke whale), 7335 nucleotides long. It is a transcript of the gene MTFR2, whose product is annotated as mitochondrial fission regulator 2. Gene Ontology annotation, cellular component: mitochondrion. The transcript has 8 exons. Lineage: Eukaryota; Metazoa; Chordata; Mammalia; Artiodactyla; Balaenopteridae. The record is from RefSeq and is a predicted model, not a curated record. The coding region runs from base 404 to 1582 and encodes 392 amino acids. Gene Ontology annotation, biological process: aerobic respiration; mitochondrial fission.
CACGGGUCAUGGCCCGCGGAGUUUAAGUUUAGUCGGGGGACGCGGAAGUGGCGAGCCAAUCGUGGAGGCAAGGGACAGGUUCGGUGGCGCACGGGAGGAGAGCUGCGCUUCCAGCCGAGUUACCCCGGCUGAGUGAGGGGCUACAGGGCCAAGCCCUGGGCCAGUGGAGGCGUCGUCACCGCCCGUGGCAGGCAAGCCGAGGCGCGCGGGCGGACACGUGUGGACGUCUGAGCGCUCCUGGACGAGGAAGAGUGCACGCCGGGCCUGGUCCUCUGCGGAUUCCGCGGCAAGGUUCCUUAAAGACUGCAGCUUGAAGUUCCUGUGGUUGCUGGGAGGCUGGGCUUCGGAGGAAGGUAUCAAGAAACAAUGUUUCCUUAAGUUUGCUUCUGUAUUUGCCUCAUCAAUGUCAUUCAUAUUGAGUAUCUUAAGAGAGAUGCUGGAAUAUUUUGGUGUUCCUGUAAACCAGGUUUUGCAGAUUUGGGAAAAUAAAGACUAUGGAUCAGCUAGGAGUAUUGUUCGUAUUAUUGGGAAAAUUCUUCCUUUAGAACCUUGUCCCAGGCCUAAUUUUGAGCUGAUCCCACUCUUGAACUCUGUGGACCCAGCUAACUGUGGAUCUGUAGUUCCAUCUUUUGCUGACGUUUUGUAUGUGAUGAAUGAUGAAGAAGCCAGUUAUCCCAGAUUUCGAAAUAGUAUAUGGAAAAAUGAAGAAGAGGAGAAAAUUGCUUCUUUCCAUCCUUUGCAACUAGUUGAAGAUCCACUGACACCUGCUCUAAGGCAUAACAAACCAACAAAAAAUGAUUGGCCUGAAAGUGAAGCUGCAAUUAAAAAAAUAGCUGCCCUUGAAGAUGAGCUAGCUUUUCUUCGCUCUCAGAUUGCUGCAAUUGUGGGAAGGCAAGAACUGAGAAACAGUACAAAUUCUGGCUCCUUGGACUUGAAGAACGACAGGCCUAGUGGUUUGGGACAAAUGCCAUCAUCAGGGACUACUCAACUGAGUGUUGAACCAGAUUCGUUUUCAAGUUCAGUGUUUCCCUCUCCUCCUCCUCCUCCACCACCGCCUCCUCAGGUUUCUUCUCUACAGCCUCCAUGUUCUCCUCUUGUGCAAAUAGCAUCUAAUAAUAUUUGUGCAUCAGAUAAUUCAGCAACUGAAGUGAAAAAACAGCACCCAGAUACUAGGAAAACCAAUGUUAGUCAUCAUUCAAAAAACCAGAAAAAUAAAGAUGUUCCAAACAUGUUGGAUGUUCUGAAGGAUGUGAAUAAGGUUAAGCUACGUGCCAUUGAAAGGUCCCCUGGAGGCAGACCCAUUCAUAAAAGGAAAAGACAAGACUCACCUUGGGAUCCAGUGUCUUUAAUAUCCCAUGCACUUAAGCAGAAAUUUGCAUUCCAAGAAGAAGAUUCCUUUGAGAAAGAAAAUAAUUCUUGGGAGUCUUCUCCAUUUUCUAGUCCAGAAACUUCAAGGCUUUGUCCUUUUCUCUUCAUGGAAAUUACUAAUGUUUCCAAGGACUCAGAAGCAUUAAACAGCUAUCUCAUUGUGUGGCAUUGGGAACCAAUGGAAGAAGUGCUGGAAAUGUGCCGGGAGGACUGAGUUAUUACUUCUUUGGACCCCAAGCUCCUCAACUGUAAAAUGAAGAGACCAAGCAGGGUGCGCCCUGGGGUCCAAUGUGUGAUAUUAACAUUCUAUGACUUACUUGCUCGGGUAAAAAGAGACAUAAUCAUAGCUCAGUUGAAAUGGAGAAUCAUCUCCUGCUUCAAUCUGCUGCUGGAUAGGAACUAAUCAGAGAGAGAGCAGAAGAUGGAGAAGGAGGGCGUCCAGGGCUUUCCCGAUCACAAAUCUCACCUCCGCUCCGACUCUCUUUAUACUUUUCUUGCAAAAAUAAUAAAAGAAAUGAGGUGGUGGGGUUUCCAAUAACAAAAAUUGUAACCUUCAACCAUCUGGGGAAGGCAAAAAUCCCAUCCACCGCAACUCUCAGUUCGAAAGUAAAGUUGUACCGCACGCAAUCAGGAUGUUACUUAAGAGUGCUCUUAAAAGAACACGUUGUGUGUGGCUGACAGGGUUUUGGUGCUUCAGCAGGGUGUCAGGCCUGUGCCUCUGAGGUGGGAGAGCCGAGUUCCUGACAUUGGUCCACCAGAGACCUCCCAGCUCCACGUAAUAUCAAAUGGCCACAUAAUAUCAAACGGUGAAAGCUCUCCCAGAGAUCUCCAUCUCAAUGCUAAGACCCAGCUCCGCUCAGUGACCAGCAAGCUACAGUGCUGGACACCCUAUGCCAAACAACUAGCAAGACAGGAACACAACCCCACCCAUUAGCAGAGAGGCUGCCUAAAAUCAUAAUAAGGUCACAGACACUCCAAAACACACCACCGGAUGCAGUCCUGCCCACCAGAAAGACAAGAUCCAGCCUCAUCCACCAGAACACAGGCACAAGUCCCCUCCACCAGCAAGACUACACAACCCACUGAACCAACCUUAGCCACUGGGGGCAGACACCAAAAACAACGGGAACUACGAACCUGCAGCCUGUGAAAAGGAGACCCCGAACACAGUAAGUUAAGCAAAAUGAGAAGACAGAGAAGCACACAGCAGAUGAAGGAGCAAGGUAAAAACCCACCAGACCAAACAAAUGAAGAGGAAAUAGGCAGUCUACCUGAAAAAGAAUUCAGAGUAAUUAUAGUAAAGAUAUCCAAAAUCUUGGAAACAGAAUGGAGAAAAUACAAGGAACGUUUAACAAGGACCUUGAAGAACUAAAGAGCAAAUAAACAAUGAUGAACAACACAAUAAAUGAAAUUAAAAAUUCUCUAGAAGGAAUCAAUAGCAGAAUAACUGAGGCAGAAAAACAGAUAAGUGACCUGCAAGAUAAAAUAGUGGAAAUAACUACCGCAGAGCAGAAUAAAGAAAAAAGAAUGAAAAGAAUUGAGGACAGUGUCAGAGACCUCUGGGACAACAUUAAAUGCACCAAUAUUCGAAUUAUAGGGGUCCCAGAAGAAGAGGAGAAGAAAGGGACUGAGAAAAUAUUUGAAGAGAUUAGAGUUGAAAACCUACCUAAUAUGGGAAAGGAAAUAGUCAAGUCCAAGAAGUGCAGAGAGUCCCAUACAGGAUAAAUCCAAGGAGAAACAUGCCAAGACACAUAUUAAUCAAACUAUCAAAAAUUAUAUACAAAGAAAAAAUAUUAAAAGCAACAAGGGAAAAACAACAAAUAACACACAAAGGAAUCCCCAUAAGGUUAACAGCUGAUCUUUCAGCAGAAACUGUGCAAGCCAGAAAGGAGUGGCAGGACAUAUUUAAAGUGAUGAAAGGGAAAAAUCUACAAACAAGAUGACUCUACCCAGCAAGGAUCUCAUUCAGAUUUGACAGGAAAUUAAAACCUUUACAGACAAGCAAGAGCUAAGAGAAUUCAGCACCACCAAACCAGCUUUACAACAAAUGCUAAAGGAACUUCUCUAGGCAGGAAACACAAAGAGAAGGAAAAGACCUACAAUAACAAACCCAAAACAAUUAAGGAAAUGGUAAUAGGAACAUACAUAUUGAUAACUACCAGAAAUGUAAUGGAUUAAAUGCUCCAGCCAAAAGACAUAGACUGGCUGAAUGGAUACAAAAACAAGACCCGUAUAUAUGCUGUCUACAAGAGACCCACUUCAGACCUGGGGACAUAUACAGACUGAAAGUGAGGGGAUGGGAAAAGAUAUUCCAUGGAAAUGGAAAUCAAAAGAAAGCUGGAGUAGCAAUUCUCAUAUCAGACAAAAUAGACUUUAAAAACUAUUACAAGAGACAAAGAAGGACACUACAUAAUGAUCAAGGGAUGAAUCCAGGAAGAAGAUAUAAUAAUUGUAAAUAUUUAUGCACCCAACAUAGGAGCAUCUCAAUACAUAAGGCAAAUGCUAACAGCCAUAAAAGGGGAAAUUGACAGUAACACAAUCAUCGUAGGGGACUUUAACACCCCACUUUCACCAAUGGACAGAUCAUCCAAAAUGAAAAUAAAUAAGCAAACACAAGCUUUAAAUGAUACAUUAAACAAGAUGGACUUAAUUGAUAUUUAUAGGACAUUCCAUCCAAAAACAACAGAAUACACUUUCUUCUCAAGUGCUCAUGGAACAUUCUCCAGGAUAGAUCAUAUCUUGGGUCAAAAUCAAGCCUUGGUAAAUUUAAGAAAAUUGAAAUCAUAUCAAGUAUGUUUUCCGACCACAAUGCUAUGAACUAGAUAUCAAUUACAGGAAAAAAAUCUAUAAAAAAUACAAACACAUGAAGGCUAAACAAUACACUACUAAAUAACCAAGAGAUCACUGAAGAAAUCAAAGAGGAAAUCAAGAACUACCUAGAAACAAAUGGCAAUGAAAACACGAUGACCCAAAACCUAUGGUAUUCAGCAAAAGCAGUUCUAAGAGGGAAGUUUAUAGCAAUACAAUCCUACCUCAAGAAACAAGAAACAUCUCAAAUAAACAACCUAACCUUACACUUAAAGCAAUUAGAGAAAGAAGAACAAAAAACCCCCAAAGUUAGCAGAAGGAAAGAAAUCAUAAAGAUCAGAUCAGAAAUAAAUGAAAAAGAAAUGAAGAAAACAAUAGCAAAGAUCAGUAAAACUAAAAGCUGGUUCUUUGAGAAGAUAAACAAAAUUGAUAAACCAUUAGCCAGAUUCAUCAAGAAAAAAAGGGAGAAGACUCAAAUCAAUAGAAUUAGAAAUGAAGAAAGGAGAAGUAACAACUGACACUGCAGAAAUACAAAGGAUCAUGAGAGAUUACUACAAGCAACUCUAUGCCAAUAAAAUGGACAACCUGGAAGAAAUGGACAAAUUCUUAGAAAAGGACAACCUUCUGAGACUGAACCAGGAAGAAAUAGAAAAUAUAAACAGACCAAUCAUAAGCACUGAAAUUGAGACUGUGAUUAAAAAUUUUCCAACAAAAAAUAGCCCAGGACCUGAUGGCUUCACAGGCGAAUUCUAUCAAACAUUUAGAGAAGAGCUAACACCUAUCCUUCUCAAACUCUUCCAAAAUAUAGCAGAGGGAGGAACACUCCCAAACUCAUUCUAUGAGGCCACCAUCACCCUGAUACCAAAACCAAAGAUGUCACAAAGAAAGAAAACUACCGACCAAUAUCACUGAUGAACAUAGAUGCAAAAAUCCUCAACAAAAUACUAGCAAACAGAAUCCAACAGAACAUUAAAAGGAUCAUACACCAUGAUCAAGUGGAGUUUGUCCCAGGAAUGCAAGGAUUCUUCAAUAUAUGCAAAUCAAUCAAUGUGAUAAACCAUAUUAACAAACUGAAGAAUAAAAACGAUAUGAUCAACUCAAUAGAUGCAGAAAAAGCUUUUGACAAAAUUCAACACCCAUUUAUGAUAAAAACUCUCCAGAAGUUAGGCACAGAGGGAACUUACCUCAACAUAAUAAAGGCCAUAUAUGACAAACCCACAGCCAACAUCGUUCUAAGUGGUGAAAAACUGAAACCAUUUCCUCUAAGAUCAGGAACAAGACAACGUUGCCCAUUCUCACCACUAUUAUUCAACAUAGUUUUGGAAGUUUUAGCCACAGCAAUCAGAGAAGAAGAAGAAAUAAAAGGAAUCCAAAUCGGAAAAGAAGAAGUAAAGUUGUCACUGUUUGCAGAUGACAUGAUGCUAUGCACAGAGAAUCAGAAAGAUGCUACUAGAAAACUACUAGAGCUAAUCAACGAAUUUGGUAAAGUAGCAGAAUACAAAAUUAAUGCACAGAAAUCUCUUGCAUUCCUAUACACUAAUGAUGAGAAAUCUGAAAGACAAAUUAAGGAAACCCUCCCAUUUACCACUGCAACAAAAAAAUAAAAUACCUAGGAAUAAACCUACCUAAGGAGACAAAAGACCUGUAUGCAGAAAACUAUAAGACACUGAUGAAAGAAAUUAAAGAUGAUGCAAACAGAUGGAGAGAUAUGCCAUGUUCUUGGACUGGAAGAAUCAACAUUGUGAAAAUGACCAUACUACCCAAAGCAAUCUACAGAUUCAAUGCAAUCCCUCAAACUACCAAUGGCAUUUUUCACAGAACUAGAACAAAAAGCUUCACAAUUUGUAUGGAAACACAAAAGACCCUGGAUUGCCAAAGCAAUCUUGAGGAAGAAAAGCGAGCUGGCAGAAUCAGGCUCUCAGACUUCAGACUAUACUACAAAGCUACAGUAAUCAAGACAGUUUGGUACUGGCACAAAAACAGCAAUAUAGAUCAAUGGAACAGGAUAGAAAGCCCAGAGAUAAACCAACACACAUAUGGUCACCUUAUUUUUGAUAAAGGAGGCAGGAAUAUACAAUGGGGAAAAGACAGCCUCUUCAAUAAGUGGUGCUGGGAAAACUGGACAGCUACAUGUAAAAGAAUGAAAUUAGAACACUCCCUAACACCAUACACAAAAAUAAACUCAAAAUGGAUUAAAGACCUAAAUGUAAGACCAGGCACUAUCAAACUCUUAGAGGAAAACAUAGGCAGAACACUCUAUGACAUAAAUCACAGCAAGAUUCUUUUUGACCCACCUCCUAGAGAAAUGGAAAUAAAAACAAAAAUAAACAGAUGGGACCUAAUGAAACUUAAAAGCUUUUGCACAGCAAAGGAAAACAUAAACAGGAAGAAAAGACAACCCUCAGAAUGGGAGAAAAUAUUUGCAGAUGAAGCAACUGACAAAGGAUUAAUCUCCAAAAUAUAUAAACAGCUCAUGCAGCUCAAUAUCAAAAAAACAAACAACCCAAUCCAAAAAUGGGCAGAAGACCUAAAUAGACAUUUCUCCAAAGAAAAUAUACAGAUUGCCAACAAACACAUGAAAGGAUGCUCAACAUCACUAAUCAUUAGAGAAAUGCAAAUCAAAACUACAAUGAGGUAUCACCUCACACCAGUCAGAGUGGCCAUCAUCAAAACAUCUACAAACAAUAAAUGCUGGAGAGGGUGUGGAGAAAAGGGAACCCUCUUGCAGUGUUGGUGGGAAUGUAAAUUGAUACAGCCACUAUGGAGAACAGUAUGGAGCUUCCUUAAAGAACUAAAAAUAGAACUACCAUAUGACCCAGCAAUUCCACUACUGGCCAUAUACCCUGAGAAAACCAUAAUUCAAAAAGAGUCACGUACCACAAUGUUCACUGCAGUUCUAUUUACAAUAGCCAGGACAUGGAAGCAACCUAAGUGUCUAUCGACAGAUGAUUGGAUAAAGAAGAUGUGGCACAUAUAUACAAUGGAAUAUUACUCAGCCAUAAAAAGAAACGAAAUUGAGUUAUUUGUAGUGAGGUGGAUGGACCUAGAGUCUGUCAUACAGAGUGAAGUAAGUCAGAAAAAGAAAAAAAAAAUACCAUAUGCUAACACAUAUAUGUGGAAUCUAAAAAAAAAAAAAAAAAAAGAAAAGGUUCUAAUGAA